Messenger RNA from Dothidotthia symphoricarpi CBS 119687, 2509 nucleotides. Its product is annotated as autophagy-related protein 7. The coding region runs from base 152 to 2299 and encodes 715 amino acids. NCBI's taxonomy places the organism in Eukaryota, Fungi, Ascomycota, Dothideomycetes, Pleosporales, Dothidotthiaceae. Gene Ontology annotation, cellular component: phagophore assembly site; cytoplasm. The transcript has 4 exons. The record is from RefSeq and is a predicted model, not a curated record. Gene Ontology annotation, biological process: piecemeal microautophagy of the nucleus; C-terminal protein lipidation; autophagy of mitochondrion. Gene Ontology annotation, molecular function: Atg8 activating enzyme activity; Atg12 activating enzyme activity.
CUUGAUCGUGGCCACGUGAAUCGUCUUCUGAUGUCAACUUAUGACUCUAGCAUCUGCUCACAUUUUAGACUGUACUCCAUCAUAGACACCGCGGUGACGCCUGCGCUCUCACCAAAGCACCCCGCUUCGCCUUCAACCUUCAAUACCAACGAUGGCUACCCUUAUCAAGUACGCACCGUUCAUGAGCGAUGUUGACAUGCAGUUUUACGCGGCCCUCGCACAUAUCAAGAUCAACCAUGACAAGCUCGACGACUCCGCGCGUAAAGUGCUCGGAUUGUAUGAAGUACGGCCUGGAGACCACCCUUCGCGGUCCAUGCGCGCUCAAAUAUACCCAAAUGCGCUCACUUCGGAUGAGACUCCACCAAAUUACUACCGCGCUGAAGGCAUCAUAAAGAAUUGCAACACCAUAGAAGACUACAAGAACCUCGACCGCGCAGCUGUGCUUGAGAGAUGCGCGCAAACGAUCUGGGAAGCAAUCCAUGACGGCUCGAUAUACGAAUGCCCCUCUCUCCUCUCCUCCUUUACAACCAUCAUCUUUGCAAAUCUGAAGAAGUACAAAUUCACAUACCACUUUGGUUUCCCAGCCAUACAGUCAGACCCACAGUGGAAGCGAGUAGGUGAAGCGACUCGAUUUGAUGCCCGGGAAACGACGUAUCUGGUAGAUGCGGUGCAGACGUGGAAAUAUAGUUCAGAUGCCCGCCAAAGAGGCUUUUUCCUCGCGAAACGCGUUCGAGGAACUGCCACAGAUGAUGUACCGAAGACGCCUGUGUCGCCUCUGGAAGAGUUUGGAUACCAGUGGGUGAUUGGGAGGCUCGGCAAAUUUGAAAAGGGUUUCUUCGAUGGCGUAGACAAGGAAGAUCGGUUCAUCUCAUUUGCAGAUCCGUCAACAUAUGCGGACAACCCCGGAUGGCCACUGAGGAAUCUACUUGUUCUCAUGCGGCAACGAUGGCAUCUAAGUGAGGCUCAAAUCUUGUGUUAUCGCGAUACUCAUACGCGGCGAGACCAACCAAAUUCAUUGAUCUUGCAAAUCCAGUCGGAUCCUGGCCCACCUGCUUCAACCGCGACCUCUGGAGAACUUUCUGCCCGUCCACGGACACCGAAGUUGCCCAAGGUGACAGGCUGGGAGAGAACAGAAAGUGGCAAGCUCACGUCUCGAAACGUCGACCUUUCUGAAUACAUGGAUGAGCGCAAACUGGCCGACCAAGCUGUAGACCUCAACCUCAAGCUUAUCAAGUGGCGCAUAGCACCCAACAUCGACUUGGACGUGAUUAAGAACACCAAAUGCCUGUUGCUAGGAGCGGGAACACUAGGCUCUUACGUCUCAAGGACGUUGAUGGGCUGGGGCGUCAGGAAAAUCACCUUCGUCGACAACGCAACUGUCAGUUUCUCGAAUCCAGUACGACAGCCUCUGUUCGACUUCAAGGACUGCUUGAAAGGAGGAGUCCUGAAGGCGGAACGCGCUGCCGAGGCGUUGGAAGAGAUCUAUCCAGGUGUCGACGCUGCAGGUCAUGUCAUGGAGGUGCCGAUGGCCGGGCAUCCAAUUACUGACGCAGCGAAGACGAAAGCCAAUUUUGAGAAGUUGGAGCAACUUAUCGAUCAACACGAUGUCAUCUUUCUUCUCAUGGACACAAGGGAAAGCAGAUGGCUGCCGACCGUCAUGGGAAAGGCGAAGGGGAAGAUUGUGCUUAACGCUGCGCUUGGCUUCGACACAUUCGUCGUGAUGCGACACGGCUUGAGGACCACGCAAGAGGGUGAGGUAGAGCUGGGUUGCUACUUUUGCAACGAUGUGGUAGCGCCAGCAGACUCUCUCAGCAACGCAACUCUCGACCAACAAUGCACGGUGACUCGUCCUGGCAUUGCGCCUCUGGCAUCGAGUCUCCUCGUCGAACUUCUCGUCAGCAUCCUCCAACACCCUUCUAAAUCUCGUGCCCCACCGCCGUCCCACACUCAGAAACCCACUUCCUCCAAACCAUCCUCAUCUCACCCCGCUCUCCCGCCUCCAUUCGAACAUCCACUCGGCACAAUCCCGCACACAAUUCGCGGUUACCUUUCUACUUUUUCCAACCUCCAAGUCGAAGGCCAGCCCUACGACUGCUGCUCCGCAUGUAGUGACACCGUCAUUCAAUGCUACGAGAAAGACCCAUGGGGGUUUGUGCAGAAGGCCCUGAACGAGAAGGGAUGGGUAGAAGAGAUGUCGGGGCUGGCGGAGGUGCAGAGACGUGCGGAUGAGGCAAGUAAGGAUGUGGAGUGGGAUUCAGAGGACGAAGGUGGGCUGGAAGACGAGGGUGAGAUCUUGUAGAGUAUUUUUCUGGUCAUGGCGUUUGGAGUUUGAGCAUUGCAUUAGAUACACUUCGCUGGUAGUGGGCGUCGAUUCCCGAUAUAUUCUUACGUAGAACUCUUUACUUCCACCAUAUUGCAUUCAAGAAUGACGCCGGAAGCCGACGUCAUAGAGUGGGCAGUUAUUCAAGCUCUCUGGUACGAACUGUCUACUGAGUUCUGGAUUCCCUUC